CAAUUAGAUGAGAUUGAUGUGGAUCAAACAAUUGUCGGAACUUGUCAGAAACUUGAAAAGUCAUAUUUACGCCUGACUUCUGCACCUGAUCCAUCAACCGUUAGGCCCUUACGAAUAUUAAAGCAGACUUUAGAGUUUUUAAAAGCAAAAUGGGUCGAAGAUCAAAAUUAUACAUAUAUUUGCGAUCAAUUCAAAUCCUUACGUCAGGAUUUAACGGUUCAACACAUUAAAACUGAAUUCACCGUAAAAAGCGAUUUGGGUGAGUACAAUCAAUGUCAAACGCAACUAAAGGAGCUUUAUAGAUUGAAUAUUCCAGGUUCAGUCAUGGAGUUUAUGGCAUAUCGACUCCUUUACUUUCUGUACACGAGAAAUCGUUCAGAUAUCAACGCUUUGAUCGCUGAACUCACGGAUGAAAUGAAGAAUGACGAAGCGAUUAAGCAUGCAUUAGAGGCACCUAAUAUGGGAGCUUAUCUUAUGGAUCAUUUCAUUGAAAGAGAAAGAAUUGCUGCUUUACAGACCUUAUGCAAAGCUUUCCGUCCUACUUUGGAAAUGGAGUUCAUACGAACAGAAUUGGCUUUCAAUGAUAUGGAAGAAUGUUACCAAUUUUUGAGCGAACACAAUUCAUCUGAUUAUAUUUUAGCUGACAACACAUUAGAUACUAAGAGCGCACAAAAAUCUAUAGAAGCCAGCAGUAAGAAAUUUGAAAAAAUCGAUAUUAAGGGACAAAUCUGA
Molecule: messenger RNA, 732 nt
Organism: Racocetra persica
Lineage: Eukaryota; Fungi; Glomeromycota; Glomeromycetes; Diversisporales; Gigasporaceae
Source: the annotation of a GenBank genome assembly